UCUUUGCCCUCCCCAGACGGUUGCUGUGCCGGGGUUUCUGCCUGUCGUUCGCGUCGUCCGUGAGUUCUCUCGGCGACCGCGGGGGACACGCUGCAGAGGGCUACUUGGAGAAGGGUGCGAGACGGAAGCAGCGCUGUUUCUCCGUUUCCCUCCUCCCGUCUUUCAUUUUUGGCGGGCGGGUAGGAGAGUUUCUGCCAUGACUACAUAUAUCGGCGCUGAGUGAGCGCGCAUUCCCGAGCUGCUGCUGCUGCCGCCGCCUCUGGACACCAUGAGGAGACUGGCGCAGGUUUUUUUCACGUUUCUGCUGUACCUCGGCAAGAUAAAAGUCACUGCUGCAUGUGGUAACGAAUGCAGUUCUGUAAACAAUGUAACAGUAACAGAAACAACAAUAAGCAUCCAGUCACCUGACAACUUUGCAAUAUGGAAUGCAACUUUUCAAUCAAAUGUGCAUCUGUCUGGGAACGAUUCAAUAUCUGGGCUUUAUCCCGGUGUUCAGUAUAUAGUUUAUUUCAAUAAUUCUAAUGAAACUUGCUGCAAAUACAUUUUUACAAAGCCCAGUCCAGUUUAUGAUAUUAAAGUUGAAAACAUCAGUACUACAUCCCUGGAUUUACAUUGGAAUAAUAGUGAUACAAAUGCAUCUAAUUACACUUAUCGAAUACAAUUUGGUGGACCUGAUCAUUUUCGCAAUACAACUUCUAAUACUACUAAUGUGUCAAUUCAUCGCUUGGAACCUGGAACGUUAUACAGGUUUGAAAUAUAUGCACAAGUUGGUGUCAAUAAAACUGAAGGAUUUCCAAACGAAACAAGUGUUUAUACAAAGCCCAGUCCAGUUUAUGAUAUUAAAGUUGAAAACAUCAGUACUACAUCCCUGGAUUUAUAUUGGAAUAAUAAUGAUACAGAUGCAUCUAAUUACACUUAUCGAAUACAAUUUGGUGGACCUGAUCAUUUUCGCAAUACAACUUCUAAUACUACUAAUGUGUCAAUUCAUCACUUGGAACCUGGAACGUUAUACAGGUUUGAAAUAUAUUCACAAGUUGGUGUCAAUAAAACUGAAGGAUUUCCAAACGAAACAAGUGUUUAUACAAAGCCCAGUCCAGUUUAUGAUAUUAAAGUUGAAAACAUCAGUACUACAUCCCUGGAUUUACAUUGGAAUAAUAGUGAUACAAAUGCAUCUAAUUACACUUAUCGAAUACAUAUUGGUGGACCUGAUCAUUUUCGCAAUACAACUUCUAAUACUACUAAUGUGUCAAUUCAUCGCUUGGAACCUGGAACGUUAUACAGGUUUGAAAUAUAUGCACAAGUCGAUGGUAAUAAAACUGAAGGGGAUCCAAGUGCAAUAAAUGUUUAUACAAAGCCCAGUCCAGUUUAUGAUAUUAAAGUUGAAAACAUCAGUACUACAUCCCUGGAUUUAUAUUGGAAUAAUAGUGAUACAGAUGCAUCUAAUUACACUUAUCGAAUACAAUUUGGUGGACCUGAUCAUUUUCGCAAUACAACUUCUAAUACUACUAAUGUGUCAAUUCAUCGUUUGGAACCUGGAACGUUAUACAGGUUUGAAAUAUAUGCACAAGUCGAUGGUAAUAAAACUGAAGGGGAUCCAAGUGCAAUAAAUGUUUAUACAAAGCCCAGUCCAGUUUAUGAUAUUAAAGUUGAAAACAUCAGUACUACAUCCCUGGAUUUAUAUUGGAAUAAUAAUGAUACAGAUGCAUCUAAUUACACUUAUCGAAUACAAUUUGGUGGACCUGAUCAUUUUCGCAAUACAACUUCUAAUACUACUAAUGUGUCAAUUCAUCACUUGGAACCUGGAACGUUAUACAGGUUUGAAAUAUAUUCACAAGUUGGUGUCAAUAAAACUGAAGGAUUUCCAAACGAAACAAGUGUUUAUACAAAGCCUAGCUCAGUCCUCAACAUCACAAUUAUAGAUGUCAGUACAACCGUGGUCAACGUAUCAUGGAAAAGUCCUGAUAGAGCUUCUUCUACAUACUCUUAUAGGAUACUCAUCAAUGGAGAAUCUGAUAAAAUAUCCCCAACUACCAGCACUGAAAUUUCAGAGCUAAAUCCUGGUAGUGAAUAUACAUUCAGCAUAUAUUCCAUAGCAGCAGAUAACAAGACCAAAGGAACACUCAGGAGUAUAAUUCAUUGUACAAAUCCAGCAUCAGUGGAUAAAUUGGACUGUAAUCCAGUAGCGAAACAGCCAGAAUUACUUCUAAACUGGAGUAGUCCAAAAGGAGUUUAUGAAGGCUUCAAAAUUGAGGUCCUAAAUAUUUGGAACAAGACCUUGAAGAAAGAAUAUCAAACCACAGUGACAGACCUGGCUUACUUUACCACUUACACCAUUAGAAUUGUCACCCUUUCAUGUGGGAAAGUGAGCUUUCCUCAGGAAGAAACGUGUCUCACAAGUAUCACUAAUCCCCCACCUUUGCACAAAUCCCCUACUGUCGUGGCAACCAGCCACAAUUCUUUAAAUGUUCAGUUCAGUAGUUUUAAUUCAAGUCAUGGACCUAUAAAAGCGUAUGCAGUAAUUAUUACCACACCAGAAGGUACAGUCUCCAAUGAGUCUUUAAAGUACACAUAUAAUGAUUUCAGCAGUCAGAAAACAAAAACUUACGUUGCAUAUGUCAAAACUGAACAAAAGCGUUCGUCUUCUUCCACCAACAAUCAGGACUAUGAUGUUGAAAUAGGAAGUGAAUCUACAACAUACGGUUAUUUUAAUGGAAAAUUAGAUCCUCUUGCUUCAUACAGGGCAUGUGUGGCUGCUUUCACUCAGAUUGUAUUCUUGAAUGAGACCAUUGUCAACGCAGAGAAGAGUUAUGUCUCAUUUUCACCUCUUUCACCAUCUGUUAUCUUACCUCAGAAUCCAGCUGUCAUUACAGGAGCUGUUGUUGGAUGCAUUCUAGUUCUCAUAGUUAUUGUUGCAGUAGUGGCAUUCAUCUUCUGGAGAAAGAAAAGGAAAGGUGGAAAUAACGAAGUGCCAUUUACUCCAAUUGAGUCAAAGUUACUGAAAGUUGAAAAUUAUGAAUCUUAUUUUAAGAAACAGAAAGCUGACUCGAACUGUGGGUUUGCUGAAGAGUAUGAGGAUCUCCGGGUAGUUGGUGCUAAUCAGCCUAAAUUUGCUGCUGAAUUGCCAGAAAACAAAGGAAAAAACAGAUAUAACAAUGUUUUGCCUUAUGAUAUUUCUCGUGUUAAACUUUCAGUUCAAAAUCAUCCAGUUGAUGAUUAUAUUAAUGCAAAUUAUAUGCCUGGGUAUAACUCCAAGAAAGAGUUCAUUGCUGCGCAAGGCCCUUUGCCUAACACUGUGCAUGAUUUCUGGCGCAUGAUCUGGGAGAAGAAGAUUUACACAGUUGUUAUGUUGACGAAAUGCAUUGAACAAGGCCGGACAAAAUGUGAAGGGUAUUGGCCAAACAAACAGUCCAUGAACUAUGGGGACAUAAUAGUGGCCAUGACUUCAGAAAUUGUCCUUCCAGAGUGGACAAUAAGAGAUUUCUCCAUGGAGCAAGGUGGUUCACCAGAGAGUCAUCCUGUGCGUCAGUUUCACUUCACUGCCUGGCCUGAUCACGGGGUUCCAGAAACCACUGACCUCCUCAUUAGCUUCAGGUACUUGGUUCAUGAAUUCAUGAAGCAGAAGCCACCAUCUUCUCCAACCUUAGUUCACUGCAGUGCUGGUGUUGGGAGGACAGGAACUUUCAUUGCAAUUGACCAUUUGAUCCAGCAAAUGGAGAUGGAGAACACAGUCGACGUGUAUGGCAUCGUAUAUGAUCUACGAAUGCAUCGAUCUUUAAUGGUACAAACAGAGGACCAGUAUGUCUUCCUAAACCACUGCGUUAUGGACAUUAUUAAAUCUAAGAAAGAGAAGAAAGCGGAUCUCAUCUAUCAGAACACAAAUGCCAUGGCAAUCUAUGAGAACUUCACACCAUCACCAUAUAUUGGGAGGGCAAAUGGCUAUCAUGUAUAACUACAAAGGAAUGACAUGCUUCGCAUUUGGGCCUUUUGCAGAGGAGGUGGAAUAUGCACUGCUUUUGUAUGACUUCAUGUACAAAGACUUCAGAACCUGUUUUGAAGAUGCACAUGUUCAAUUGCCAGUGGAAACUCUGGUUUUGAUAUAGUGUGAAAAGAAAAAAAACUCUAUACUGUAUUUUGCAGAGAAUUUUUGCAUUGAGGGUUGAUAAAGCAAAGUAUUAUUGGUGAAAUUAAUGUUGGCUGAAUAAGAAGAUCCUUUUUAAAACUUCAAAAGAGUGAAAAACAGACACUUUUAAUCUUUUUUUAAAUGUUCAUGUUCAGACUUCACAGGAUACUGAUUCUAUUGUUCCUGUUCCAGAAACAUUAAUGAUGUACAGUAUAUUGGUCACUUUAACAUUUAAGUUCAACAGUGGCUGCUCAAAUUCAUUUUAUUUAAAAUGGGAACACAUAAACCUUUUAUAAAUAGGAUAUUUUAUUAUGUAAUUGUGCCUUUCUAUUUUGCUAAAGACAAAAUAAUCAGAGAUCUAUAUUUUUGUAUUGAAAUUCUCAGAUGAAAUCUAACAUUUGAAUAUGAUUAUUUCCAAUUUCUUAUCUGGAAUACUUAUGCUUAUUCCUUCCUUAUGGAAGUUGCAACCAUUCAUUUAUAUGAUGCUUUAUUCUGCAGAAACUUUAUUGCAGAAUUAAUUUACUUGAUCAUGUGAGCACAAUAGCUAUCAUGUCAUAUUUUGGUUUUGUAAGAAGGACAAGGCUUUCUUAUAUGGGUAAAUUAAAAUUCAUCCAGUUUUAUUUUCAUGUAUUGAAAAUAUUCCCACUUUUCUAAAAUUUUUGGUGUUACAAGCAUAUUCAUAUUCUUUCCAUGCCCUUUGAAGACCCUGGCUGAUCUAUUUCUCAGUACCAUUUUCUUCUUUGAUCUCAGUCUUAGUUGCCCUUAUUAUAAUGACCAUCAGAUUUCAUCUGAUGUCAUACUUUGGAUGCUUAGCAAUUCUUGUGAAUUGCGAUUGUCCUUACUGUUGUCAAAUAUGAUCAACAAUGUGAAAGAAAAUGGUGAUAAGAAAUAGCAGCCGCUUAAGAGGGAAAAGGGAGUCAAGCUCUUACUUUGUGGAAUAUGCUAAUUUCAAGGUAAAUAUCAAAAUAAGGGAUGUCCAAGUUUCAAUACUUGUGACUGCAGGUUUAACUAUUAGGGCUGUGCAACUAAUAAUGCAAAUAUAGGGAGAGUGGGUGUGUUGAGUGACAACUCUAACUUCCUAUCAAAUUUAAUGCUUUUAUCAAAGUUUUCAAAGCAUAGUUCUUCAGGGCAAGGUUUUUAAGUAAUAUACAGCAUAUCUGCAGUGCUCAGUGUUUUAGUAGAUUUCCACCCAAAAGCAGGUAUAUUAAAAGUGGAGUUUAUAGGACCUGGGAAUAUCACAGCAUGCCUUCCUGCUUGACCACGGUAGUUCAAGUGUCUCAGUCAUGGCAUGCUUCAUAGGCAUUAUCUAGCCCAGUCCUGUGGUGACUAAAGAUGGUAUUUAAUACUGAUUAAACAGGAAAAAAGGAAACUUCUUUCAUUUAGCAAUUUGCAAAACCCUGCACUUGUCCUUCUAUAUGUUCCUUGCCUAGGUUGAUCUGCAUAGUUUCACUAUUUUAAUAAAAAUUCCCUCCAACUUAAAACUGUAGAAACUCCCAUUCCAGAAAAAUGGACUGAUCCCUCUAGAAUAAUGCAAGCUUCUUAACUGGAAUCUUCUCUGUGUUACAUGUUAUUUUCGUAACAAGAGUCCAAAUAAACCAAUGGGGGAUUGGUGCAUUCUUUUGGGGCAACCUGUUAGGCACAACAGUUCCACAAAAUCUGUUCAACCUUUUCAUAUGAAACUGAGCAAACUUGAAAAGUUAGAGGGGCUUACUAGUCCUACAAAUGUUACCAGAUCUUACAAAAGAUCUUUAAUGGCACUUUUUCUGUUUUAAAAAGCAACGUUUCAAUAUGCCCAGCACAACCCCCUUAUACCUAGUUGACUUAAAGUUAGGAGGCUUCAUUCCUUUAUCAUGGGAUGGAUAGUCUACAUUCAGAGGGCACCCAUGGUGCCCAUCUCUUCACCAUUACACUGCUUAUAUUCAGUAACAAAAUGGCCCAUUUUCAGCAUUACUUGCUGAAAUGAGUGGAAGUAGAAGCAGGGGGCCUCUGGGAAAUAGCCCACUCCCAUUUCAUCUCCUGACACCCUUGCAAAAGGUCUUAAAUUUGGUCCUGUUGCUACCAGAUUUCAGUGAUGUGAUUUUUGUGAGGAAUUUGAAAAGCUUCCAAUUAUGGGAAUAGCAUUGUUUGCCCCCCAGAGGCUUCACCCACCAAUUUCUACACUCCCCAGCUGAAUUUAUGUUCCAUCCUUCCCUUGCAGCCCUUAAGGCUAGGAAAGUUGUGCACCUCUGUCUUACAAGAACCUACCAUUCCUGCAGUUUUCAUGAAGUUAUGUUAGAAAGACGAAAGAUUCUAAACAGAACUUGAUUUCCCAUUGCACUCAGUGGAGACAUUGAGGUUUGCAUAAUUAAAUGAAGUUUCAUACUCAGGUCCCAAGUUGAACCAGCCAGAAUUGACUUCUUCUGAAUUGGAGCCCAAAUUAAAUCUUACACUAGCUACUUAAAAGCAUGUUACUGUGUUGCAAACUGAAUACUGUAGAGAUAAACUCAUUUGUGAUUUCCCAUUAAGUCCAGCAUUAUCUCACACACCCUUCAUGUAUUCUCAGGUUUCCGAAUAACUAUAGGAGAGUAGUAAUAAUUGGUUCACAAUAUGCAAAACAGCUACAAAAUUACCGCAUUGGUCGUUUUGAGUGCCCAUUGCGGAGUGAACAGUUUAUCCAAGUUAAAAGAUUUUCACUCGAUAGCUGUCACUUCAGUUGAUCUUGAGGACUGACCACAAGUGGCAUUCUUAGGGGAAGAGAAAAGCUAUGUAGCUUUAUGGUUUGCAUGUGACUGUUGUAAUAGUGUGUGGUAUUGGUGGGGUGGGUACCCCUCCUGUCCUGGCUAUGUUUUUGUGUUCUUUUCUGUGACGAAGAUUUAUUUAAAAGUGCAAUAUUUGAUUGAUUGAAUGACUGCCUCUAUUUGAAUAGAGUUUACUCAGGUUCGGUAUUUUUCCUGUUUGUUCUCUGGUUCAUGUUCUUGUGCAUAUAAUUUUCAGAAGCCUGAAGAACUCCUGUGGUAGAGUAAUCACAUUUACUCUGUUACUUUCAGACUAAAAAUACAAUGAUCUACUGAAACUCUCAGCUGCAGAGUAUUUUAUGCAGUGGAAUACACACACACACACACACUCAUGCGUACGUUGCUGUAUGAAUGUAUAUAUAAUUGCUCUGUUUUUGUAUUAUGCUGCUGUAGUUUGUAAUGGAUAUGAUUAAUGAAAAAUGAAGGGUUCAGCAUUAAAUUAAUGUUGUUGGUA
Candoia aspera is the source of this 7348-nucleotide messenger RNA. It is a transcript of the gene PTPRJ, whose product is annotated as protein tyrosine phosphatase receptor type J. NCBI's taxonomy places the organism in Eukaryota, Metazoa, Chordata, Lepidosauria, Squamata, Candoiidae. Gene Ontology annotation, biological process: peptidyl-tyrosine dephosphorylation involved in inactivation of protein kinase activity. The transcript is spliced from 23 exons. The coding region runs from base 269 to 3949 and encodes 1226 amino acids. Gene Ontology annotation, cellular component: signaling receptor complex. Gene Ontology annotation, molecular function: protein binding; protein tyrosine phosphatase activity. The record is from RefSeq and is a predicted model, not a curated record.